AUGAGCAACAUGUUUUCAUUCAUCCUUUUGCUAUUCACGCUUGCCUUAUGGCACACGACCAACGCGGUCUCUAUUCAAGAUUUCCUUUUCAGCCCUUCUAAUGUGGGAGACGUGUUGCCCAAGAUUCCACUUAACUUUCUCGGUGGUAUUGCUGUGGCAGAAUUCUCGGUCGGUACCCCACCACAAAACUUCACCGGCAUAUUUGACACCGAAUCGCCUUUUACAUGGAUGAUGUCCACCGAGUGUACUUCUGAUGCAUGUGCCAAUGUCCCAAUCAAAGACAAGUUCGAUCAUAGUGCAUCAAGCACCAAUAUCCAGUUGCCAGUACAACUCGAUUGGAAUUAUCCUGAUGGUACUCAUAUCGAGUUUACGCCUGAACUUGACACUGUAACGCUUGCAGAGACAAUCCCAUUUCCUCGACAUAUAGUUGGCGAUGCAUCGAAGGUUACAUACCCUGCAGGAUACGUGCCAGUGGCAAAUGCACGCAUUGGAGCAGGUGGCUAUCGUAAUGAUUUAUUGGAUUUAGACCCGACCAAGGGCAAGGGUCUCCCAUCGGGUCCAAAUGGUGUACCAGGCACUGGUGCUGGCACCAUGAAGCCACCAUUUCGACGAGCAGCUUCUGAUGAUCAUUUUUCCACGGGACGUCUCAUGUCAGGCUCUGGAGGUUUUCGUAAACGAGGACCACCAAAUGCAGUGGGAGAGUUUGCAUGGGUGCUGGGUAGCGAUCCAAGCAUGUACACUGGCCAGCUCUACCCACUUGAUUUAACACACAACCUUGAAACGGAUGGAUCACCAUUUUGGAAGGUGCCGCUAAAGGGUCUUUCAUUGUCGCACUCACACAGCAAGGAGCAAUUUUUUGGGUUUAACAACAAAGUGGAUAACGAGAAUGAAGACAAUGGCAUUGGAUCAGUGGUAUCAAGCACGCCUUAUAUCAAAGUGCCACCAGCCAUGGCCGAUGCUAUUAAUAAGGCAUUGGGUGCAACAGAAAAAGAUCCUAAUACGGGUGUCUAUACGAUUCAUUGUGAUGCACGACACAAUGCUCCAUCGCUCAUUGUUCAUUUUUCUCAAGACGUGGAUGCCAAAAUCCCUGCUCAGCAAUACAUCAACCAAUACGAGCAUGUGCCUGCAGGCAAGCAUACCCAUGGAUGCUUUUCAACCAUUGUACCUGGCAACGAUGACCGUACUGUCACUCUUGGUGGGCCAUUCUUCCGCUCCUAUUAUAUUGAGUACAGCUUCCUAGAGCAAAAGAUCUUUGUUGCUGAAAGCAUCGCACACAUUGGAGCUAUUUAUCCUAGCAAGGGUGAAGAAGGUAGUCAUUCUCAACACCCAUCCACAGCAGAUAGUACUACUAGUAAUCAACAACCUCCAGCACAACCUUAA
Messenger RNA from Lichtheimia ornata, 1380 nucleotides. RefSeq lists its product as uncharacterized. Lineage: Eukaryota; Fungi; Mucoromycota; Mucoromycetes; Mucorales; Lichtheimiaceae. Gene Ontology annotation, molecular function: aspartic-type endopeptidase activity. The coding region runs from base 1 to 1380 and encodes 459 amino acids. The record is from RefSeq and is a predicted model, not a curated record. Gene Ontology annotation, biological process: proteolysis. The transcript has 9 exons.